AUAAACGUUUUUCCGAUUACGAAUUUUCAUUUAUUUAGUUAAAGCAACACAAUUAAAAAAAACUGCAAAUAGAUACAUAUAUACUUAUAAUGUUAAACACUCAACACCAGUUUUGGCUAUUACUAAAAUUGAAAGUUAUGAUGCUGGAAAGUAAAAGUAGAUAGCUUUAUGACAGAGGAAAAUGGGUCUGCGAGUGAUGAGUCUGGUUCCACUUUCGUUGUUGGCAAUACAGUUGGUCCAUACACAGGUUGUUCUUUACCACAACUGCACCGAAAGCUAUGAUUCGUUGACACACGUGAUUUACGUGUACAGCGCCAAAUUCGCAGUUUGCAGCUGGAGCAUUUUUGCACCAAAUGAAGAGCCCAUUCACGUGUGGCGAAAUGACGCGGUAGUGCAGGUGUUCCAUCAGCAUGUGAACAAGUUUGAUUCUCGAAAUUACAAUUCAACACAGUCGAUAGACAUUGGUGAAACUAUGAUUGAGAUUGUUACCACUGGAAACGACAGAAUGAGAUUCCGAAUUAAUAGAUCACAUCCCAUCGAUACAGUCUACGAGUACCACGAAGAACGCAUAAGUUGGUCAAAGGCAGACGGCAUUUGCAGUAAACAUGGCGGCACUUUGAUUACGUCAUAUCCAAAAGUCUUGAGUACGAGUCUAAAAGCAAUAACAAUGUCGGAUAAUACAGCAAUAUGGCUGGAUAAAGCUCUCUCUAACUGGAUUUGGCUGCAAGGCUGUGUUCACGUGACUGUACGCAAUGGUUCGAUGACGAUUUACGAGAUGACUAAAAAAGAACAGCUAAUGGCGUGUGAGACUUUGUGUCAUUCCUACAAAUAUUUCUUGACAAAUAGGCAACGGUGUUUCUGUUCAGACGUCAGUGUAGGUCGCAAAGUCGCCAUGGCAACAUGUCCACUUUACUAUGACGUCUUCAUGGAAGUCGGGACAGAAGACAAAUUCGACGACUAUUAUAUUCUGUGGGAAAGACAUGAUGAGCAAAACUCUCCAGUGGGUAAUUUGAAAGAUCAACACUGCGUUACGAAAGGCAAAAACAUAUUUUUAGAAGUAACGAGUUGCCAGGAUCAGAACGGUUUCACGUGUGCAAUUGAAAAUGGUUCAAACCAAACAUAUGCACAGCAUAUUCCUGGUUUCAACGCUGCCCUCAGUUGGGUCGAGGCUAAUGCCUUCUGCUCGUCCAAAGCCAACAGCACCGGCCUUGCAAGUGUUCCUGACUUAAAACACAUCGCUAUUUUCGAAGGCGAUAGAUAUUGGACAUCUUUAGUUCGAAAUGUUACAUGGUCCAAGACGUCGUACUACAAGCGGAAACCUCGUGUAAGUUAUGUGGCGAAUGACUUAAACAUCUACCCGAAGAACAGCACAGAUGACAACCCAUUUAUAUGCAGUUUUGAUGUACCUACAUGCGGUCUCGAAAUAUCUGGGGUAAGCGGGAUUAUUUCAUCGCCAGAAUACAGAGCAUCCUUGUUUUGUAAAUGGCGAAUACUCGUACCGGUAGGCAUGGUCGUCCAUCUUGAACUCGCUGACCUUGAUGUAGAGCUGAGUGACUCCUGCAUAUAUGAUCGAGUGACGAUAACAGAUAACGUUGGGCCAGAGAAAUCAUUCUGUGGCCAAAAGAGAGGUGUUUCCCUGACAACAAGGUCAAACACUAUAAACAUGGUAUAUCGUACCGACGAUACCGUUCAGAGUAAAGGUUUUGUAAUGAAAUGGCAAGCAGUUAUAUAUGACGACGCAGAAGAGAGCACGACAAAGUCUGCACAUCGUAUCACAGGAGGAACCAUAGCAGGCAUCGUGGUAGGUGUUAUCUUCCUGAUUUUCUUGACCUGCUUCCUAUCGUGUUGUUUGAAAUCUGAAGAAAUGCGUAGAAAUGUAAUCUCCUGUUGUCGAGGUCACGUUGGGUUGACAGAUAAAUCUAAGACCCCGCAAGUCAGUAACGUUCUUUAUGGAGUGAACUCGUUCUCAUUUGGAAGCGAAUUCACAGAUGGUAACACUGGAUACGACACUAUUGGAGAUGCGCACCACGGCCUAUUGCUCAGGAAUGUCAGUUAUGCCAACAAUCCAAGCAAAGUCAGUCGGCAUACCUAUGAAGACAUUGAAAAUGACAUGCUCACUAGAGAUCACUAUGCAGACAUUGAAAAUGACAUGUCAAAUAUGAAUGAACAGAAUAAACCUGAACAGCCAGGUGCAAUGUCUAAGAGAGAAGUGAUUCACACACAGAAGAAGAACACAGUAAAAAUAACCGUUGACAUGAUGCAUGAAAAUGUACAUCCGAAUGAAGCGGAGCCACUCGAUUAUACUGACGAUUACAUGCAGCCAAAUGUAUCGAGAAAAAAGAAGGAAAGAUCAUUUGCUUCCGACGAUGGUGGAUAUCUGAACGAUGACGUUACCGGAAAACCAAAACACAUUUACCUUGAAUUAAAGCGUUCAGGUGCGUCAGUGUCGGCGAACUCUGGUGAGCCAGAUACGCAACAAAAAAUGGCCACCGAAAACCAUUACGUAGCUAUAGAUUAACUAUAACACUAUUGACCUGUUUUUCUGUUUCGUUUCAAAUGGUAUUAAUGGUGAUUAAAGGUCGAUGUAUGUA
Dreissena polymorpha is the source of this 2591-nucleotide messenger RNA. RefSeq lists its product as uncharacterized. Bases 182 to 2518 code for a protein of 778 amino acids. NCBI's taxonomy places the organism in Eukaryota, Metazoa, Mollusca, Bivalvia, Myida, Dreissenidae. The record is from RefSeq and is a predicted model, not a curated record. The transcript is spliced from 16 exons.